Molecule: messenger RNA, 1629 nt
Organism: Aureobasidium subglaciale EXF-2481
Lineage: Eukaryota; Fungi; Ascomycota; Dothideomycetes; Dothideales; Saccotheciaceae
Exons: 3
Coding region: 1-1629 (542 amino acids)
Biological process (GO): carbohydrate transport; transmembrane transport
Cellular component (GO): membrane
Molecular function (GO): carbohydrate:proton symporter activity
Source: RefSeq, a predicted model, not a curated record
AUGGCCAACGCAGGAGAGGAAGCUCACGAGCUCGAAAAUAUCGACAAACUCAAACAAGCUACUCAACACACCGAAGAAGUGGUCAUUACCCGCCUGACAGAAGAAGAUGUCCACAAACUGUCCAGAGAGUCCCUGACCCUCAAAUCCAAAGCAGGAUGGCGGCUUGCAAUGAUCCUCUUUGUUCAAGGCUGUAAUCAAGCUGGUUAUGGUGUUGAUUGGGCCGUCAUUGGUGGUAUCAAUGCCCUUCCUGCUCUGCAUACCUACUUUGGCUUUGGUUAUAGUGGUAGCACGAUUGGUGUCAUCAACGCACUCAUGACCAUUGGCACUGUUUGCGGUGCUCCUUUCUUGGGUCUUGCUGAUGUUAUCGGACGACGUGGUGUCAAUUUCGCUGGCAAUGUUAUCGUCAUUUUCGCUGCGCUGUUGCAGGCCUGGGCGAAGAACACCGAGAUGUUCAUGGCUGGAAGGUUCUUCAUGGGUUUUGGAACUGCUCUCAUGAGCUCCAGUCAGUACAUGGCCGAGAUAUCGCCGAUCCAUCUUCGUGGCAGACUGGUCGGUGUCUUCGGUGCCUGCUUCCAAGUGGGUUCUCUCGGAAUGACUGGUGCGAUGAUUGGUCUCACGACACUAGAUGGUAACUAUUCAUGGCGUAUUCCGUUGCUUCUCCAAGCUGGUCUCGCCUUGGUCGUUUGCUCGACUAUCUACUUCCUGACGCCAGAAAGUCCUCGCUACCUUGUCAAAGUAGGCAAGAGAGACGCCGCAAAGCAUGUCGUGGCCAAAUAUCACACUACGAGCGGCGAUCUCGACGAACCACUCGUCAAUGUUGUGAUCAGUCAGAUUGAUGAGUCCCUGGAGAACGAGAAAGCUCUGACCGGAGCCUGGUGGGACUACCGUGUCUUUUUCACCAAGCCGGUCAGGUUCCGCAUGCUGGUUUUGACACUAUACUCCGUCUUCCAGCAAUGGAACGGGGGUGGCAUCAUCACUUACUAUCUGACUCCCGCUCUCUUCAUGGUCGGCAUCAAGAAGCCAAUGGAACAACUCGGGAUUCAACUCGGUUCAACAGCCAUAUAUUUUGUCUUUACACUCUUCGGCUCCUACAUCAUCGACAAGUUCCGCCGUCGAACUCUCAUCUUCGCCGGUCUUAUCAGCAUCAUCGUCCUACAAACAGCUACAACAAUCACCUCUUGGCAAUACAGUGUCAAUCCCACCCACGCAGCAGCCGGUCUCACCAUCUUCUGGGUCUACAGUUUCCAAGUCUGCUCCGCAACCUUCAUCGCCACAAUGCACAAUCUAUAUCCCGUUGAGAUUCUCUCCCUCGCACUCAGAGCUCGCGGUAUGGGUGUCUAUUCAUUCAUCCAAGGUGCUGCGGGUAGUGUUCAGAAUUAUGGCAUUGCUGUUGGCAUUGACAAGUUGGGCUAUAGGAUCUGGGCUGUGUAUGUGGUGUACAAUACACUCCAGCUCAUCGCUUCGUACUUUGUCUUUCCGGAGACCUAUGGUUUGAGUUUGGAGGAGAUUGAUGUUGUGUUUGAGACACCGGGAGUCAAUCCUGUGAAGAUCAGUCUGGAUAUUCAGAAGGCUAAGAAACAGAGAGCUGUACUUGAGGAAGAGGUAGGCGGGUUGAGUGAGAAGGUUUGA